Messenger RNA from Hyaloperonospora brassicae, 309 nucleotides. Lineage: Eukaryota; Oomycota; Peronosporomycetes; Peronosporales; Peronosporaceae. The record is from the annotation of a GenBank genome assembly.
AUGAGCGACGUCACUGCGUCUCGGGCAGAAGUUAUGGAAACCGUAUACGAACUCUCCCGUUUGCUCAAUACCGGACUAGACCGCGACACUUUGGCUAUCCUCAUGGCGCUCAUUCAAAAAGGCGUCAACCCAGAGGCACUGGCUGCCGUCGUAAAGGACCUGCGAAACGACGCAGCUGCAGCAGCAACAGCAGCUGCAACAACACCGCAGCACGAACGGACGGAAAUUCCACGUGAACGGACGAUAACUGGUGGCAAGCAGCCGCUGUCGACUCAGGAACUCCAGAAGAAACACCGGUCGGACUACUAG